Molecule: messenger RNA, 849 nt
Organism: Tuber aestivum (summer truffle)
Lineage: Eukaryota; Fungi; Ascomycota; Pezizomycetes; Pezizales; Tuberaceae
Source: the annotation of a GenBank genome assembly
AAUAAGCAUAUAGUCUGGUUUGACAAUUUGUUUACGACAAUUCCACUUCUGGAAACACUACGUGAGUUAGGUAUUGGAGCUGCUGGAACUGUACGUACAUUACGUACAAAGCGAGAGGAGUAAUGGGAUGCAGAAGAAGAAGCUGCCAUUUCUGGGCAGAGAAGGGAGGCCGAGGCUACAGCAUCGAUACAACCGUCCUCACAAUACCCCACUCGCACUGCUGUUGUAGAGGCCUACAACUCUCAGUCAAUAUCCACUGGAUUUAGCCAAUCAGAAUCCCUACCAUUGACCUUGCAGCGCCAGAGGAAAAACCGUCAUAUUAUAGAGUUACUCUCCCCUCGUGAGAAAUUCUCAGAUAGGCUUAUGAGUAUCAAGUUAACCUACAACAAUCGAGUUGUAUGGGGAACCCAAUACUGAGAGCUUUCAGCCAAGAAAUCAGUCAUUCAACUUGCUUGGAAGGAUGCUCAAAUCGUCCUAUUUGCAAGUACCGUUGCACUUCCUCAUGAAUAAGUGGUCCAGCUCUGCAAGCGGCCAGCCGCAACAGCAACCGGAGCGAAUAUUAUACGUAAAGUAUUUGGAGAUCAGCCUGUCAAGUAUCUCCCAAUACCGACAAUUGUGGAUUGCUAUAACCAUAGUAUGGGUUCUGUGGACCAAGCAGCGCAACUCAUGACGACCUACGAUACCCAAAGAGUUAAAAGAAAGACAUGGAAGCCACUAUUCUUCUUCCUAUUGAAUGUGGCCAUUAACAACUCCUUUUUGUUGUCAAGCCAGCGUGCAGAGAAUCCAACUCGUGCACAUAAAGAGUUCUUUCAGGAUCUGAUCGCCUCCCUCUUUGAAGCUUCUCAGAAA